Cottoperca gobio is the source of this 7188-nucleotide messenger RNA. RefSeq names its product protein tyrosine phosphatase non-receptor type 4a (gene ptpn4a). The transcript has 27 exons. The record is from RefSeq and is a predicted model, not a curated record. Gene Ontology annotation, biological process: protein dephosphorylation. Gene Ontology annotation, molecular function: cytoskeletal protein binding; protein tyrosine phosphatase activity. Lineage: Eukaryota; Metazoa; Chordata; Actinopteri; Perciformes; Bovichtidae. Bases 527 to 3673 code for a protein of 1048 amino acids. Gene Ontology annotation, cellular component: cytoplasmic side of plasma membrane; cytoplasm; cytoskeleton.
CAGGCAGGCAAAGCAGCUGCAGAGACCAAGGAACGCUGACAACAACGGAGAGGCUCAUGUUAGGAAAGUCAGAAACGGAACAUUUGCCUGUUUUGUGAUUUGAUGAUUUGAGAUUUUCAAUUGUAACAUUUUGGUGAUCACAUUUUCUUCAUUUUGACGCAUGCGUGGGAAUAUAUUUUGCAUUCUCUCGACCUGAAAUGACUGCUAGUCGCCGUGUCUAGCCAAUGGUUACUGCGGGGGCUCCUGUCUUGUGGAUUAUCCGUCGUCGCCCAGCCAGUCGCAUGGUCGAGCCCGGAGGAGGCCCCGCUCUGCUGGAUGGAUGUGUGUGAAGCAGCGCCGGACUCCAAGUACUGAUGAAGACGGUGAUAAUGAUGAUGCUCGGGUUUCAUCGGCAGCGGGUCAACUGAUCUUGGAUGUUCGGGCUAUAUCGCCCCUUCACAAAACAUUUCCUCAUACGGCAAACAAAUAUAUUCUUUAAAAACUGGACGCCCCUGGAGCAGUUUAUGACGACCCUGGUAGGAGCGUGAUGAGCGCGCGCUUCCACUUGCCUCCUGGCAGAUCCUACAAUGUCCGGGCGACGGAGCUGGAGCGAGACAGGCAGCACACGCAGGUUGUGUGCAACAUACUGCUGCUGGACAACACCGUCCAGGCGUUUAAAGUCUGCAAGUCGGAUCAUGGCCAGGUAUUGCUGGAUGCUGUCUUUAAGCACCUGGAGCUGACUGAGAGAGACUACUUUGGCCUGCACUUGGCGGAUGACUCCUUAGAUGCGCCAGUCAGUAUGAUGUUUUUCAAUCUACCGAGUCGCUGGCUCGAUCCCAACAAGCCCAUCAGGAAACAGUUGAAAAGAGGGUCUCCCUAUAACAUGAGCUUCAGAGUCAAAUUCUUUGUGACAGACCCCGGAAAACUUCAGGAAGAAUACACACGGUACCAAUAUUAUCUUCAGAUCAAGCAGGAUAUAGUAACUGGAAGAUUGCCCUGUCCACACAACACAUCCGCGCUGGUGGCGUCCUAUUCUGUUCAAUCUGAACUGGGCGACUACAGUGAAACGGAGCAUACAGCAGGCUAUUUGUCUGAAUUCUGCUUCAUGCUCAACCCUCCGCAAGACUUCCACAAAGAGGUCGCCAAACAUCACCAGCAGCACAGUGGUCUAUCUCCUGCCCAGUCAGAGUUUAAUUAUCUGAACACAGCACGCACGCUGGAGCUCUACGGGGUAGAGCUGCACUAUGCAAGGGACCAGAGCAACACAGAGAUUCUUCUCGGGGUGAUGUCCGCCGGCAUUGUGAUUUACAAGAACAGGGUACGGAUCAACUAUUUCCAAUGGUUGAAAAUAGUGAAAAUCUCCUUUAAGUGCAAACAGUUCUUCAUUCAGCUAAGAAGAGAGGCGACUGAGACCCGAGAAACGCUGCUUGGUUUCAACAUGGUGAACUAUCGGGCCUGUAAAAACCUGUGGAAGGCCUGUGUGGAGCACCACACCUUCUUCAGGCUGGAUCGGCCCAUCCCACCACAGAAGAACUUCUUCGCUCACUACUUCACCCUGGGCUCAAAGUUCAGAUACUGCGGACGGACGGAGGUGCAGUCUGUGCAGUAUGGAAAGGAGAAAGGCAUCAAGGACAGAGUGUUUGCCAGAUCUCCCAGCAAGCCAUUAGCCAGGAAGUUGGUCGGAGAAACGGACUGGGAGUCGGUCAGCAGGAACAGCCUAUCAGAUGAGAGACUGGAGACCCAGAGCCUGCCCACUCGCUCGCCGCCUGGAACGCCCAAUCAGAACUCGCUAUUUGUACAAGAGGGCACGCGACUACGCCCGUCAUCCGUUGGCCACCUGGUCGAUCAUGUGAUCCACGCUUCACCCAGCCUGCCUGUCUUCUCCUCCUCCAAUCACAAGUCGCCGUCGUCCACGCAGGCCAACAGCAUCAGCUUGGACUCCACACCGUCUCCAGAGGGGCUAGAUGGCCUACCUCCAGCUCUGCCCCCUAAACAGCUGAGCAGGAAGACCUUGAGCCAGAUCAUCCAGGCCCACUCCCAGCAGAGCCUCUUGGACAACCACCUCAACGAGAUGUACGACGUUCCUGUCAAUGCCGAUAAGACCGUGCUAAAUGGAGUUGUCCCUCAUGAUAAUCUGGUCCUGAUCAAGAUGAAACCUGACGAACACGGACGUUUUGGCUUCAAUGUCAAGGGUGGAGCUGACCAGAAGAUGCCCAUCAUUGUGUCUCGAGUGGCUCCGGGAACAUCAGCCGACCUGUGUGUGCCUCGCCUUAACGAGGGUGACCAGGUGGUCUUAAUUAACGGACGGGACAUCUCGGACCACACCCACGACCAGGUGGUCAUGUUCAUCAAAGCCAGCUGUGAGAGCCAUUCUGGAGAGCUCAUACUAUUGGUCAGACCGAACGCCAUCUAUGACGUGGUGGAGGAGAAGGCGGACUCGGAGCCAGAUUUUCAGUAUAUCCCUGAGAAGUCCCCUCAGGACCCCGCCCAGCUAGACCAGCAUGCUUUGAGGGACUCCAUGGUCACACUGAAGGAAGGCCUGAUCAGUGGAGCCAUACUGGCACAGUUCGAUCAACUGUACAGGAAGAGGCCGGGGAUGACCAUGCUGUGUGCCAAAUUACCUCAGAACGUUUCCAAAAAUCGCUACAGAGACAUCUCUCCUUAUGAUGCAACGCGGGUCAUUCUGAAAAGCACAGAUGACUACAUCAAUGCAAAUUACAUCAAUAUGGAGAUUCCAGCCUCGAGUCUUAUUAACCGCUACAUAGCAUGCCAGGGCCCCCUGCCCAGCACCUGCCCCGACUUCUGGCAAAUGACGUGGGAGCAGGGCUCAUCUAUGGUGGUCAUGCUGACUACACAGGUCGAGAGAGGACGGGUGAAGUGUCAUCAGUACUGGCCCAAUCCAGACAGCAGCGCCACCUACGGAGACUUUACAGUAACGUGCCACAAUGAAGAGGGCAACUCUGCCUUUCUGGUCCGGGAGAUGACCCUCGAGCACACACCGAGUGAAGAGCAGAGAGAGCUUACCCAGAUUCAGUACCUGGCUUGGCCAGACCACGGCGUUCCUGAUGACUCCACUGAUUUCCUGGACUUUGUGGGUCUGGUGCGGACCAAACGUGCGGGACAGGACCAUCCGAUGGUGGUGCACUGCAGUGCGGGGAUUGGUAGGACAGGGGUUCUGAUCACCAUGGAGACGGCGUUGUGUCUUAUGGAGUGCGGCCAGCCAGUGUAUCCUCUCGAUAUCGUCAGGACCAUGAGAGACCAGAGGGCCAUGAUGAUACAAACACCUAGCCAGUACCGCUUUGUAUGUGAGGCCAUCCUGAGAGUCUACGAGGAGGGCCUGGUCAAACCAUUCAGGACCGUCGUCUACCAGCUGAGAGAAAAGGUGGACGAGGACGGGGAGGAGGAGGAGAGAGGGCAGCAGAAGGCGGGAGAAGGAGCAGAGAUGGAAGCAACGGAAGACGGGGAGGCGGCUGCGGUGGAGUUGCUGGAAGGAGGUCUGGAUGAAGAGGAUGAUGACGACGAAGAGGUGGAGGUGCUGGAUGUGGGGGAAGUGACAGAAGAUGGGGAGGAGGAGUAUGACGAGGAGGAAGAAGGGGAGGAACAAAGCGUUGCAAGCGUUGCAAGCGCCGCGAGCGCUGCGAGCGCCGUCAGUGUGACCAGCGAGAACCCUGACCCUGAUCCUGCUAACCCCUGACUUUUGACGUUUGGCAGUCAUCUGGGGUUACCAGGAGGACGCCAGGUGGCCGGAGGAGAGAACAAAAGCACUGUUGCACUUUAUGCUGACACAAAUGGAAAAAGACACGCAAACGAACAAACAAACAAACAAACGUGAAAGUCAUGGACAAGCUAGAAUAAAAAAGAAACCCAGCUGUGUUGAAUAGGUACCAUUAGGGGAUAUUGUAUGUUCCGGGUAAAGAAAAAAGUCUUCAAAGAACGAAAAGAUAAAAGUACGAGAGAAUAAAAUGUGGAUGGGGAAUUGCUGUAGUGCCAUAAGUACGAAGGGGAAGGGCCGCCCCCCAUGGACGGAAAGUUUUUUUUCCGCAAAGGGUUGCCCAGUCCCCUUCUGAGCGAGUCUGCCAGACGGACCUGCCUUUUUUUAGUGUCCUUUUAGCUGAUAAAGAGAUAUACCUUAUCUUUUGUUCCUCAGAAAGAGUAUUUAUUGUGUUUUAGUUUGUGUCGAACCCUGUCCACUGAACAAAAAAAAACGUGUAUGUUUGUUUGUAUGAAUCUAGAGCUUCAUGCUUUCCUGAUUAAAUUUUAGGUAGUAAAGUAGUGCGAUUCCUCUUCUUCUAACUACUUCUUUAUUUCUUUUGCUUUCCAUGGGGGGGGAAAACAAACUGAUUUAAUUUAUUGUACUUGGUUUUUAUCUUUCUCAGCUUUCCCCGUCUAAGUUCCUGACAGCACAGACUGACAGAUGGACAGCUGAAAGCACUUUGUGUCUCACCUCUUGUUCAAUGCUGUGGCAAGUUGUAUUCUUGAUUCUGCUUUGUGCUGUGUUUUUGAGCUCCACAGACGCACGCGCUCUGAAGCGCUCGUCGUUUGGGGUGGUGAAGAACAUAAGUGGUUUACAAUCCUCAGGGCCGGUGUUUACUCGGCACCUCUCUUUCACUUUGGUCACUCUACUCUAGACCUCCCACUGAAAGACACAAUGACAGAAAAUGUAAACUUUCAGAAUUGAAAACAAAUUCACAUCGCAUAAUGCUCAGCAGCACAUUAAUAAGGAAGACGAAGACGGUGUUAUAAAGAGAGGCCCCGGUAGACACACGGCCUCACUGAGUUACUAAGUUAUUUCCCAGCCGUCGUGGCUGAUGAAGCUUAAGAAACGAGGCUGAGGUCAGUUCAUUUCUCUCUUCAAAUUCACAUGCAGUCAAUUUGAUAUUUAAAUCAAACCCUGGGUCCCUGCUGAUGUGUCCUUGAGCCAGACACUGACAACACAUCCCCACUGAAGCUCUGUGGCUUCCCUCUCACUGGUUUGUCCAGGUCAAUAUGUUCAAACCUGAGAAGCGAAUAGUGGUCAGAGAACCCCACAACAUAUCAGACACCAGAAUCGUUCAUUAGUUCUCAAAUGGAUGAAAACUGCUAGAAUUUUUAUGCAAUCAGUAUUUAUUUUAAUUUUUAGAAUUGCGUGCCGAAUUGACCGUGAACUGAUCUCAACCUUAGUUUGAAUUGUAAAAACAUGACUUUAAAGGCUCCCUCCAUUGACCUCCCUACAUGUGUUAUACAUACAGAGGGUCAAGACAUUUGAAUCAUUGUUUCUCUCCUUAUACAUUUGUGAGCUGGCGUAUGAACCGGCAUUGAACUCAGUAAGUUUGUUUUUCCAAGGAAAAUUUCAUUUCAUUAAAUACUUUUUAUUUGAUUCGAAGUGAGGUUCAGAGGUCACUGGAGCGCAGCUUUAAACCGACCUUUGCUGUCUGUCUGCCAGAGAACAGGUGACAGUUCAAAGUAGCAGCACAAACAUUCAACCAAUAAUCUUCUCUUUUUUUGGUAAUCCUUCCCAAUGGUACUUCAUUUUAAGGCACAUGUUGUUUUUAAAGCCAAGAUGAUGUGUGACAAGAAGUGAUGAUUUGAAUUUUUAAUUCACAAAACCCAGCAUCAAGUUGCCAUUGUACUUUACAUAGUGGUAUGGAAUGAAGUGUAGCCUCUUCAUAAUUUGAGAUAUUGUUCUUACUGGCUGCUUCGUUACCUGCUGUCAUUGGAUUCUGCUGGAAAAACCUACUGCUGUGAGUGUGAGUGCGUGUUCUCAGAUUUCUGUCUUUCUAUUUCUCUGUACCUCUCCCUCCUCCAUUUCUAACAUCUAGUUUGUUAGUUGUCUGGUCUAGGCCUGCUUGUCCGUUAACUGGAAUGAAGGGUUGUGCCAUAAAGCCACAAACCUAAUCUAACCCGAUCUCAAGUUCUUCUGAAGAAACUCAGAUAGAGCUUUCUUGCAGAGUGUUUUAUUUUUUUUUAAGUCUGUCAUAAAAACAAGGCUGAAUCUUUUCCUGUGAAACAUUUCAAACCACCCCUUUCAAAACUGCUGAAUCAUACUUUGCCACACAGAGAGGUGGGAUCAAGAAGAGCCUAGCUUUCCUCUUCUCGCUCUAUUUUUUAUUUUUUUUAAUCUCUCCUAUAUUGCUGUCCUCUCCCAAAAUCUGCCUUCUCUCAGGCAACACAGUCAUUUGAGCAGAGCCCACGCAACAUCCACAGUACAUUCUUCUCAUUGUUCUUCCCCAGAUGCCUCUAUUUUGGAUCAUUAUACAUGGAUCCCACUCUCUGCAUAGCCAAAAGGCAAAUGACACAUCUAAGCAGAAUACCAUCGGUACAGUAGCUUGUUUUCCAAACUGAGGCAAUGACUGACUGAUUUAAAUGUUUUUAUUUCUUAUUGGCAGAACCUACAUGUAUGAGCUUAUAUUAAAACAACCAUUCAGUUACAGAGCCUCGUGAUAAAGUGGCAUCAAUAACAAGUCAAAUAAAAAAACCUUGACAAUUUCUAAAAGGAAAAUAAAACCUGGGCCCCGCAGUGAAAAGUUAAUAAUUGAUAAAUCAAGGCUGCCAGAGUUUCCAUCUGCACAAAAUGUCUGUGUUGAAAGUGUUUUGUUGUUAUAACAUAAUUGGUACUGUCUGUGCGUUUAGGUUACUGAUCAGACAUCGGGUUAGUUGUAUUUUUGUAAAGAUGAAAACAGCUCUAGUUGGGUAGGGAAAGGACAGCACUUUGUAGAAAGCUGAGUGGCAGGUAGUGCUACUGGAAAAAAAAAAAAUGAAAAAAAAGGUUGGCGACAUACAGCAUUGUUAAAAUCAGUUCUUUUUUAUUUUAUUUUGUCUUUUUAUUUUUAUUUUUUAAUAAGACCAGUAGGGAACAAGAAAAAAAAGAAAAGAACUUCUAACUACACAGUGCCACUUGUUAAUUUGUGUAAAUAAUACUAGACCGUGUAAAUACAAUGUUGUAUAUGAAAAAAAAAUCUUUAAAAUAAAAGGGAAAAUCAUUUGUGAGCAGAAAGAUUUUGUUUUUAUUUGAUUUUUUGAUUUUUCUUUUUCCCUUUUUGGAUAAUUCAAAUGUGACACAAAUGGUGUGUCUUUCAAGACUGCUAUUUCAAAAAAUUAUUGUUUUGUUUUGAGAUAAUAAUCUAUAACAGCGAGUGUGUAUAUAUAAUGAAUCACAAAAGAAUGAGAAAUGUUUUACCGUAUUAUACCCUUGGUUAACUCCUACCUGUGUCAUAAAAACCUUUGUCCUCA